Drosophila innubila is the source of this 3044-nucleotide messenger RNA. RefSeq names its product formin-J. The coding region runs from base 286 to 2625 and encodes 779 amino acids. Lineage: Eukaryota; Metazoa; Arthropoda; Insecta; Diptera; Drosophilidae. The record is from RefSeq and is a predicted model, not a curated record. The transcript is spliced from 4 exons.
AGCAAAGAAACGCGAUAGAUUCAUCUAGUAAUCGACCUAUCGACCGGUUGGUGUGAACUGUGUGCUAAUUUGAAAAAAACGAUUCGAAAUUUGGCAAUUAAACGAAAUUAACACAUCACAAAUAAAGUGCAUCGGAAAACACUCGGUUCAGUUUUAAACUAUCAAUAAAUAAAUGUUUAUUUCUGGCCAUAAAUGAAACUGUGCAACGUUAACAGCUAAUUUGUAUUUCAUUGGUUUUGAUUACAAUUUUAAUAGCUAUUGAACAGUUGGAUUAUAGCAGGAAUUAUGUCCGUGAGACAUUUCAACACGCUGCCCUGGGCGUUGCUGGUGGCACUGCUGCUGGCCGCCUUUAUGCUCCAGCUGGCAAGUGCCAAUGAUGAUGCAGUGGCAACUUCGGAGAGUGUCAGCACUGAGAGCAAUGAGAUUAUACCACGGGAGGCGAUUCAGAAGCUGGACUUAUCAGUGAGACAGGCUCUUCUGCGAGCCAUCGAUAAGCUGGAGCGGGAGGAGGCCACUUCCUCAAGCGUUUCCCAAGACGAAGACGAGUCGAUUACUGCGGCGCCUUUAAGACGCAAUGAGAUCACCACGCUGCCCUCACCCCGCGAGCGGGAAGAGAUCCUGGAGGUGAGCACCAGUCCUGAGGCUGAGGCUGUGGUGCCCACGGUGCAGUUUUAUACUGCAACCUUUGAUGAACGCAAUGCGCAGGAGCAAUUGCUCUCCUCCUUCAUCGAUCGCUCCAAGUUGUGGAAGAAGACAACGCUACGCAAGCAGAAUGCAGCGGACUCUUCACUCCUCUCCAUCGAGUCGCAGUCGCAGUCGGAUGCGGAUGCGGGUCCGGAUUCCCGACAGCUCACACGCAGCGUGGACAGCUCGUUGGGCAGCAAUGAAAUCUCCCACGACGGCAGCAAUGAGAUCAAGUUUGAGAUACGCAAUGUGAAAAGGAUCACGACAACAGCAACACCAACGACAAAAAGCACAACAACAACAACGACAACGACAACAACAACACCCCGACCACGCACCACACGACGUCGCACCACGACGACAACAACAACCACAACAACAACAACGCCACGUCCCACACACAACGAGGAUGGCGAGAACAUUGAACUCGUGGACAAACAGGACAUUCGCAUACAGGAGGCACCACUGGUAACGGCCUUUACCGUCGACUUGGACGAACGAGGCACGGCCCAAAAGUUUCGUCCACUGUUGCAGGGGGAGCACAGUUUCCAGCAGCAACAGGUGGCACUACCGCUGCCACAUGUUGGACCCACCAUAACGAAGCUGAGCGUGUUGGAAUCAGAGCUGGCUGCACCACCGCUUACCACACAGAGUCCAACCAGCACCACUAGCACCACCCAGACAAGCAUCAGCCAUGCCGCCUACUCCACAACUCCCGCCUUUAUCAGCACCAGCAGCACCACCAAUAACUACAUCAAGGAGCCACUGAGCAGUCCUAAUCUGGCGCCACCUAGCGUCAACAGCUACAUUAUCGAACGUCAGCGCGCUCUGGAGCAACAAAUCUAUCAGUUGAAGUUGCAGGCACAGCAGCAACAGGCGUUGAUCUUGCGGCAACUGCAGCUGCUCGAAGAGCAGAGCCAGAGUCGUUACCAACAAGCAUCGCCAAUUGCGCAAUCGAGCACAUUGCAGCCACUGCAGCAUCAACAACAGCAGCAACAACAGCAGCAACAGCUGCCACAUGCAUCACUGGAGGCAAUACAGACGUUGCAGCCUCCAUCGCCGGGUUACUCGAUUAGACCUUCAGUCGAAUUUAUACCUAGUACACACACCAAGACCAUUAUCUAUCCCACAUAUCCAAUUGAGCAGCAAUUGCCGCUGCGCGAUGCCGUUGCGGCUCAUAAAUUUGCCCUGCACAGCGGCAACAGCGUCACUAAUAGCAACAACCAAAACAACCACAACAACAACUAUCAGAAAUUGCCAACACCAACGAAUGCAGUGCAACAAAUUUUCCAAAAUUUGCAACAAAAUCUGCAAAAAGCAACGGAACAUGCUGUCAGCAAUACUCAAAAUACCAACAGCAUUGCUGCCAGCACUGGCAGCAGCAACAACAAUCAUUUACACAUACAAGCAUCAAAUCAGUUCAACUUUGCGCCCGCGGAGGCGUCGCUGUUGCAAGCCCUGCCCCAGAAUAAUUACCAACAGUUUCAGCAGCAACAACAACAAUUGCUGUUACCUAGCUACGUUAGCAAUGCGCUGUAUCAACAACAGCAACAGCAACAACAACAGCAGCAGCAGCAACAACAUCAUCGUUCGCGUCUGUUUCGCCAGGAAUCGGGCACUGGCAACUUUGGCCUAAAUAAUGCCAAUGUUGAGAUCCAUCCAAGCAACUCGUUUGCCACCACAAUUGUCAGCCAGCAACACAAUCUAGACAAUCAAAACUUCUAUCGACAACAUUUGACGCCUCAGCUCAGCAGCCGAUUACAGCAAAAUGCGCAGCAGUAUCUGCAACAACAACAGCAACAACAACAGCAGCAGCAGCAACUGUUGCAGCAGCCAACAGCCACGACGUCAGCAGCGGGCACGUCCAGCGUGAGCUCAGCUCUCAACCAUGGCAUACCGCAAUUUGCAUCACAAAAUCUGCACUUCAAUGGCGCCUUUUGAGCACCAGCCACUGCACCACCACCAACCACCAACUACCAACCACCAAGCACCACUCCGUCUUCUGAGCCAGUACCAACAUCCAAAACUCCCAAUUUAUGUAUAUGCACAUCCAAAUCACCAUUACCAGCACUGUCUACCAAUCCUUUCCGGCCGGAUGUCAGCCGUUCUAUAUCACUUUCCAGUUAAUUAAGUCUUCUUGCAACAACUUUGUAAAUACGCACCUUAUGGCAUAAGCAUAUUGAUAAUGAACACAACGAGUACAGUACAACGGGACUACAACAAAACGGAAGACGAAUCUAUGCAACAUGUGGCGGCCGUGAAAAUUUUAUGCUGAUUUUUAAGCUCAUUGUCAAAUUUCGAAAUGUAAUAAUUAUUUAUUUUUUAUGUGAAUAAAGUUUAUGAUAAAGUACGAGUACAAU